Molecule: messenger RNA, 5776 nt
Organism: Helicoverpa zea (corn earworm)
Lineage: Eukaryota; Metazoa; Arthropoda; Insecta; Lepidoptera; Noctuidae
Gene: hppy
Product: mitogen-activated protein kinase kinase kinase kinase 5
Exons: 22
Coding region: 149-3742 (1197 amino acids)
Biological process (GO): protein phosphorylation
Molecular function (GO): ATP binding; MAP kinase kinase kinase kinase activity
Source: RefSeq, a predicted model, not a curated record
UGACAACACCAAGAAUGGCACUGUGGCAAACGUCAGACGAUGUCGAGUGAUAGAAAAAUAAUUAAUUUCACGACGUUUUGUGUUAAUAAUUAUGUGAAUGAUGAGAUGAAAGUGUAGAUAAAUGUUAGUUUAGUGUUCAAUAGUGAUUAUGGCGCAUAGUGGUGGUGUUUUGAGUUCGGAUAUAUCUCGGAGGAAUCCACAAGAUGAGUAUGAACUCAUUCAGAGAAUCGGUUCGGGAACCUACGGUGAUGUAUACAAGGCGAAAAGGCUCAACGGCAACAAUGAGCUUGCUGCCAUCAAGGUGAUCAAGCUGGAGCCGGGUGAUGACUUCGCUAUCAUACAGCAGGAGAUCCUGAUGAUGAAAGACUGUCGACACCCGAAUAUAGUUGCGUACUAUGGCUCUUAUCUUAGAAGGGAUAAGCUGUGGAUCUCGAUGGAGUAUUGUGGGGGUGGGAGUUUGCAGGACAUAUACCACGUGACGGGACCUCUCACAGAGUUACAGAUAGCCUACAUGUGUCGAGAGACUCUGACCGGCCUGUCUUACCUCCACAGUAUGGGCAAGAUGCAUCGCGACAUAAAAGGUGCGAACAUCCUACUGACGGAGUGCGGUGACGUGAAGCUGGCGGACUUCGGCGUGUCGGCGCAGAUCACCGCCACCAUCAAUAAAAGGAAGUCUUUUAUUGGGACGCCUUAUUGGAUGGCGCCUGAGGUGGCUGCGGUAGAACGUAAGGGAGGAUACAACCAGCUCUGUGAUAUUUGGGCUUGCGGGAUCACUGCUAUCGAGCUAGCAGAACUGCAGCCCCCGAUGUUCGAGCUGCACCCCAUGCGGGUGCUGUUCCUCAUGUCCAAGUCGGGCUUCAAGCCGCCCUCGCUCAAGGAGCGGGAGCGCUGGUCGGCGGUGUUCCACGCCUUCCUCAAGCUGGCGUUAACUAAGAACCCCAAGAAGAGGCCCACGGCUGAUAAGUUGUUACAGCACGCGUUCUUCCAACAAGACAUGAGCAAGCGGCUGGCGAUAGAACUACUGCACAAGUACUCCAACCCUCCCAGCCACUGCAAUACCGAGCCUGAUGAGGAUACCGCCAUGUCAAACGUCCCGCAACGCAUAGCCUCAAAGCACACCGGCCGCGGCGGACGCCGAGUCCUCGCCGAACAAACGCAACAGCGCCACUCCAACAACCACGUGCGUCCGCGCAGCCUGCUCACCGACCACGGACUGCCGGCCACGACUCGUCCCACCUCUCUUAUACACGACGACGCCAUCGCGACAGCCAAUCGCGUGAGGCUAAUGACGGGGGAGGGGCGCGAACCGGCCAAUAGGAGGUCCGGAGUCUACGAUGAUUCGCCAAUCGUUGAUCUGGACGCGGACGAUGACUUGAGUGUACGGUCUAUGCCGAAAGUGAUUAAUUUUAGUGCGGAGGUUAAUAGGAGUUGUGAUGGGGAUACUAUUAAGAGGAGUGCGUACCACAGACAAUCUAGUGAAGAUUGGAGCGUAGCUUCACUCAUGAGUUGUCCCAAACACAAUCCUUUGACACAAGACUUGUCUACGGACACGAUGCCAUCUAGCGAGAACAAGUGGUGUCGGGUGAUCACGGGUGAUGAUAUUUUGAACAUGAGUUUAAGGAGCCUCUUGCAAUAUAUCGAUGAAGAGUUAAUGCUCAGGGCAACUCUACCUUUAACGGCAGAAACCGCGAACAUGGCGCAGGGUGGCAACACUGCGCUAUCGAUGCACGACCAACACCUCUCGCAAUGUAUUCAGUUAAAACAGAAUUUCCUCAACAAUUCUACGGCGAAUAUUUAUCAAAAUCUCACGUCGACCUUCCAGAGUCCUAUAGGUGCUUCUAGACUAUCCAUCGACGACCCUCUCUGCAGGAAAAUAGGCGAAGAUAUCAUGUACGUGGACCAACAAGAAAACGACCACUUGGACCUCCAAAGAAAUGCCAACUGCGAAUGUGGACUGUGCCCUAAACCGGAACCCAGAGACAAUAACACAUUGAGCGAUCUACAAAGGUCCGUAGCAAAAUGUUCCUGUGACGUAUGCAAUUCUAACGGAGAUAUACUAAGUUACUACAGGCAUUGUUCAAACCAAAACACCGACUCAGGCAUUGUUUACUGCGAAAGCUGUAAAAAGCAAAAAAUAUCAGUAUCCAACUUCAGGGCUUUACAGAUCGCAAAUAGGUUACGAAUUUCAGAAGACGAUAAGUUACAAAAUGGGGCUACAGACGAUGACUUGUGUAGAAAAAUCGAUAUGAGCUUAAAUAUGGAAGAAAAGGCUUUUGAACAUAGGAAAAAACAUAAUAGACAUCAUUCGGAUUCGGUGACCGCUGGUAUAGACUUAAAUCAAUUUUGUCAGUGUGAGCUUGACGUGAAAAGGAAAACUUCGUCCGUUGAUGAGAUUUUCAAAAUGGUGGAUGAAAAUGGGCGGGACGUUAAGACGGAGGCAAUCGACGAAGAAGUUAAGACUACGCAGAGACAACGGAGUUUGUCUGACAGCCAGAGAGAUAAGGCCAAAGUUGAUAAUAAGGUAGUGGUGGUAGAAGGAGGAACUCCCCCCGUGCCCCCGCGGCGGGGGAGAUCACGCCGAGCCCACACACCCCCGCGCGCCGCCCCCAACGGCCUGCCCCCCACGCCUAAAGUGCAUAUGGGGGCAUGCUUCUCUAAGGUGUUCAAUGGAUGUCCACUGAGGAUCAACUGUACAGCUUCAUGGAUACAUCCCGACACGAGAGAUCAACACAUACUAAUAGGAGCGGAAGAAGGCAUCUACACGUUGAACCUGAACGAGCUGCACGAGACGGCGAUGGACCAGCUGUGUCCGCGCCGCACGAUAUGGAUGCACGUCAUCAAGGAUGUGCUCAUGUCGCUCUCCGGUAAUGGUAAAACAGCCUCACUAUACCGUCACGAGCUGCUGGCUCUGUCAGGCUCGGCGCGAGGGGCUCGCUCGCUGCGAGGCUUGGCCCCGCGCCUACUGCCGCGACGCUUCGCUAAUACUACGCGCGUUCCUGAUACUAGAGGUUGCAUGCGGUGUGCGGUGGCCCGCAACCCGUACAACGGGUACAAGUACCUGUGCGGCGCCACGCCCGCGGGGCUGUUCCUCAUGCAGUGGUACGACCCGCUCCGGAAGUUCAUGUUGCUUAAGAACAUAGAAUGCGUCCUCCCGUCCCCGCUGCUGGUGUUCGAGCUGAUGAUAACGCCGGAGCUGGAGUACCCGCUGCUGUGCGUCGGCGCCACGCGCAAGCCGCUGCGCCUCAACCUGCUCAAUAUUAACUCUGGUGCGACAUGGUUCCACUCGGAAGAGUUGGAGUCGUGCGUGGGCGGCUCCAACACCGUCAUCCCGCGCCCCGAGCGACUCCACACGCUUAGAGCUGUGCAUCAGCUUAAUAAGGACUCCGUUUUAGUAUGCCACGAGAACGUAGUGGACAUAAUCCCGGUACUACCGCCGUCAUGGCGACACGACGACGACAAGCGCCGCAACAAGCUGCUGUCGCGGAUACAGUUCGACUUCAACAUCGACAGCAUACUAUGCCUGGCGGACUCGGUGCUGGCGUUCCACCGCCACGGCGUGCAGGGCCGGUCCCUCCGCAACGCGGAGGUCACGCAGGAGAUCACCGACGCCUCCCGCGCGUACCGCCUGCUGCCGCAUGACAAGGUCGUAGUAUUAGAAUCGCAUGUACUCCAAAACAACACGUUAUCCGGCGAAGACGGCAAUGAUCUCUACAUCCUGGCAGGACACGAGGCUUCCUAUUGAAGUACCACGGUACCACCAGCGGACCAUAACCCGGUACUUCAUAGUACCACGAGGAAAAAGUGACUAAACGACACUUUUCAACACGAAGGUUUGUUAUUUACGACAGAGAUUUCAGUUAUGCCUUUUUGUUUGAAGUUUUUCAACAAAAAAGACAUUAAAAAUGAUUUUCUGUUUAUCGAUAAAAAACUGCAGGAAUAUCGAUAAAUGUUUUUCAGUUUUGUCGAUUUGAAUGAUCGAUAAAGUGGCUAGGAGGUUGGAAAUCAGUAUAACCAUUAAACGCUUGCUAAGCCAGUUAUGAUAAGCGUUAGUUCCCGAUAUAGAGAUGUUUUUGUAUUUAAACAAGUAUUAUCGUCAUACUGUAAUACCCAUUUAUUAUCAAAUAAAAUAUACGGCAUUUUAGCUCCCAUACAAAGGCAAAAUCUCAUCGAUAUUUUUACAUUACAACGUUAAAAAGUUUGCUGUUUGUCUACGUACAGCGAAGACCGUAAUAAAAAUAUUCGUACAAAGAAUUUUUAAUCAAGAAAAUAAUAUGCAUGUGUAAUCAACAUCUUUCGAGAAAAAAACAAUCGGUUAUCGAUAUGAAAUCGAUACAGAAGAUGCUACAGAACACCACUAGCUAUAUCGUCUUCGAUUAAAAAUCCAAUAUGGCGGUCUAUCAACGAUUUUACAUUAAAGUGAUCCUAGUGAAAGUAAAGUUUAGUUAAUUGUAAAUUUAUUGUCGUUAAAAUUCCCACAUCACUGCCAUUUUUUUACUUCUACAUAGUGGCAACUCGAAAAUUCUACAAACCAUUAUUUAAUCUUUAAAUUACUUAUUCUUAAAUUCGUGCGAAAAACUGACAACUGCAAAUUAAAAAAAUAUAUAUAUACUGAGACAAUACAUAUUAACUAUAUAUAAAAAACAGCUGGUUUAAUACCAUUAUAGAGUAUUGGAAAAAAACUAAAAUAUAAAAUAACAACAACGCCACUGUGUACGAAGUAUUUAGAUAAAAUCAUUCCUAAAAACUGAAGCAAUAAGUUUGAAUAGCAAACGCAAUUAGUUGAAAAUAUCUUAUUUAAUCUCCCUUCUAUACAGACGUCGUAUGAAUUAACAAUUAUUUCAAUCUAUCGAUAAUUCACGUUACUAGAGGUGACAAACAGUUUUUUUACGAGAAAUAAUGAUCAUGGUUGUUUUUGUCAUAUCAGUUGCAAUAAAAACCAAUAUUUUUAAGUCCUGCCUCUAGUAAUAUAAAUUGGCUGGUCAGAGAUGUUCAACAUGGAAAAAAUAUUCAGGUAAAGUUUGAGUAUCUCUGCCUUAACAUUUUUGAGGGCAUUGGACAUAAUGUGGCGUCAUAACGUCACAGAUGUCAAAUGUCAUUUUAUGACAUUACGUCUUGUCACAGCCAAGGUCUUUCAGAAACAAAUGAUUUUUUUCUUUUGUUUGACAACCCAUAUAUUAUGUAAAGGGUUUUAAUUAUUGCGAUUUACUUUGCAUAAAAAGUACUGCAAAUAACAAAAUUACUAAAGGAAUAUGCGAAAUAACAUUUAUUUCUAAUAUCUAACAGUUAGUUGCUGUGAUAGCAUUGCUAAGGUAUUUUAAAUAAACAUGUAUAAAAUGUUUAAAGUAUCGAUUAGUUAACUGAGGUUUUGAACGGUUUGUUUGCCGUAAAACCAGUGUUUGUUUCGACCAAACAGAAAUAUAAAUGUUCAAGCAACCUGCAUACUUUAAUGACUGCCAAAAAAUAGUUGAGGGAAGGAAUAUACGACAUUUCACAGUCGAUAAUUUCGACUAUCGAUCAAAACCUCAGUUAGCACAUCUCUAAUUACGAUAACUAUUUUUAAUUUUAAAAUCUUGUGAUGAUACGAUCGGGAUGUAUUCAGCCCCUAAACAUAACGAAAUAAAAAAUAUUAACAGAUCUUUUACUCACUAUAUUUUAAAUAUAAAUAGUAUUUUAUUUAUUCAUUGUUUUAAUUUAAUAUUAAAAUAUCACAACAUGUGAUCGUACGUGUAACGAAGAAAAAAAAUUAUAAAAGACAAUUUUCAUUAAAUAGAAAUUU